This is a messenger RNA of Arthroderma uncinatum, 1473 nucleotides long. Its product is annotated as carboxylesterase. Lineage: Eukaryota; Fungi; Ascomycota; Eurotiomycetes; Onygenales; Arthrodermataceae. The record is from RefSeq and is a predicted model, not a curated record. The transcript has 7 exons. The coding region runs from base 1 to 1473 and encodes 490 amino acids.
AUGGGGCGUAUGUUGCGCGUUGUCAAACUGCUGACUGCACUUCUGCUGGUCCCUCCAUCAGUCGCAGGCCCGGUCAACACAACUAGCGGGCCAGUAACUGGCCAUCCUUCAACCUCUCGACCAGCAGUUGUCGAGUAUUUAGGAAUUCCAUACGCAAAGGCUCCGAUUGGCGAACUUCGGUUUGCAGCUCCCGUCAAAUUCGCUUCUGACAAGCCCUUCGAUGCCGCAAAAUUUACACCAAGCAAGCCAAUUGAGUAUCCUAAUGCAACUGAUGUACUGCGACCUAUCAUUGCGAAUUUCGCCGGCCAAAAUGUUAAGCCCCAGAGCGAAGAUUGCUUGAAAUUGAAUGUUUGGACCAAGAAUACGUCGUCCAAGAAGAAGCCGGUCUUGCUUUGGAUCCACGGCGGUCGUUUUGCUGUUGGGAGCACAAACAGCCUCUUUUACCAGGGUCAAUAUAUCGCGGAUCAGGAAGAUGUUAUUGUGGUAUCAAUGAAUUACCGCCUCACCGUCUUUGGAUUCCCUGGCGCACCUGGAUCACCCCAGAACUUGGGGUUGCUUGAUCAGCGGAUGGGAAUAGAAUGGGUCCGGGAUAACAUUGCUGGUUUUGGGGGUGAUCCGAGUCGUAUCACUAUCUUUGGCCAGUCUGCUGGAGGCGUCGCAGUCGACUACCAUAUGUAUACGUAUGCCGAUGAUCCUAUCGUUAACGGUGUUAUGCCCAUGUCCGGGACAGCCCUAAGCAUGACACCUAAUACCCCGGAACAAUCCCAGAAAUACUGGUAUACCCUAUCUGAAGCUCUCGGGUGUGGCAGUUCUGGGGAUACUCUCCCUUGUGUGAGAUCUAAAACAGCCACGGAUGUUUUAGCUGCAGUAUCCAAAGUACCACCGGAAACCAGCAAGGCGCUGCCACAGCCGGUAUUCCAUCCCACAGUUGACGAAGAAAUCGUCUUCUCUAACUACGAAGAACGUGCAUCCAAGGGGAUGUUUGCCAAGGUUCCAUACCUUGUUGGAAAUGGGAAUUUUGAGGCUGGCUACUAUAAGAUCGCCGCGUUUACAUGCUCCUCUUUUAGAGAGGCAAGUUACCGUGCAGCGAGUGGUGUUCCGGUUUGGCGAUAUAUGUACUUCGGCGAAUGGCCCAACUCCAUCCUAUACCCAGGGAGUGGCUCGUAUCACGGCAGCGAUGUUUCCCAGUUCUUUGGCACGGCAGAGGAUGUCAGUGAUGACACGGCAAACACUGCCACCGAAGCUAAGGUUUCGUCAUACAUGAUGCACGCACUUGCAACCUUUGCCGCUGACCCUCACGGGGGCCUGUCAAAGUUGGGGUGGCCAAAAUAUGAGAAGGACGGUAAAGGAAACAUACUGGUGGGGCUGGCCUUUAAAAAUAAAGUUCGUCCUACGUUUGUCUCCCCGUUGAUGUUAGAUCUUGAUUGUCCAUUGGUUGGUAUGGACACGUCUUACGCCCAGGGGGGGUUUUAA